GAGCCUUAUCGCGGAGGUCAAACCGCGGUCAAAGGAGCUCAGGAAGUUUUCAAAGGUUCUCCUGGAAAAAGAAGCAAAACCAGCCAGAGGAGGGGAGCGUUAUCUAGCAAAGAACCACCCCGACAUGUAGAAAUUAUGAACGCAACUAAAUUAACCCCCACUGAAACUAAAUAUUUAAGAAUAUUAGGUAAAAAACAUAUCCUUUUACCAACCAAAUAUAAAAAGCCCUUAGUGGCUGGAUGA
Messenger RNA from Ambispora gerdemannii, 243 nucleotides. The record is from the annotation of a GenBank genome assembly. NCBI's taxonomy places the organism in Eukaryota, Fungi, Glomeromycota, Glomeromycetes, Archaeosporales, Ambisporaceae.